AUGGCGACUGCACACCACGCUGCGGGCGCGACGCCCAGCAAGCUCGACAUCUCCGUGCGACUGUCGUAUGUGAGCGGCGCCGCGCAGAGCCCCAAGGACCCCGCAGACGCCUACACCGGUGUCAAGACGCCCGAUGUGACCGACAUUGAGGGCGGCGCCCUGCGUGAAGGCGGCAUGCCCGUGCUGACGAGCCGAGACAACAUCGGCCUGCUCUGCCAGUACGCUGCCGUCGGCAUGGUGUACGGCAUGCUGCCGGCCACCAUCUACCCGUUCCUGCAGAACUACCUCAACUGCAGUGGCGCGCAGGUGACGACUGCGUCGACGCUGGUCGUGUUCCCGUGGAGCUUCAAGUGCUUCUACGGUAUCAUCUCGGACUGCUUCCCGAUCUUCGGCUACCGUCGUCGCCCGUACAUGCUUAUCGGCUGGGGCGUCUGCUUGAUCAUGCUCGUGGUCAUGGCCUGCAUGCCCGCCGGCAAGCCGUACUUCACCGUACCGUCCGAUAAGGACAUCUCCCCCGCAGACUACACGCCCGAGAUCGAGGCCCGCAUCAACUACGACGCGUCGUCCCAAGGCGCCAAGUACGUCAUCCUCAUGUUCUUAGCUGCUUUCGGCUACGUUAUGGCCGACGUGUGCGCCGACAGUAUCGUGGUGGACCUGGCCCAGCGCGAACCCCUGGACAAGCGCGGCAAGACGCAGUCGGCUAUCUACACGGUGCGCACGCUGUUCGUCAUCAUCGGCGAGAUCAUCACCGGCUUCGCCUUCAACGGCGAGGAGUACGGCGGCACCUUCGACUUCUCGCUCACGUUCCCGCAGCUUAUGAUCAUCUUGGCCGUCUGCACGGUGCUCGUGAUCCCGGCGACGUGGUUCCUCAUCAAGGAGGAGAAGAAGCCCAAGGCCGACUUGAAGGAGUACUUGAAGACGUUGUGGGACUUGAUCUGCACGCGCGCCAUGUACCAGGUCAUCGCGUACAACUUCUUCUCCAACAUCUUCUCGGGCAUCUCGUACACGGCCAGCUCGCCCGUGCAGUCGUACAUGGUGGGCGUGACCCCCAUCAACAGCACCAUCAGCGACAUCCUGGGCAACCUGCUCUUCAUGUUCGGCAUCAUGAUCACGUCCAAGUGGGGGCUGCACUGGAGCUGGCGUGGCAUGAUCGUCUUCACGGGCUGCUUCGUCAUGCUCAUCGACGGCGUCUGCACCUUCAUCACGAUCUGGGACGUCUUCCGCAGCCAGUGGUUCUGGCUGGGUCUGCCGAUCGCCGUGCAGGUCCCCUACGGUGUGGGCUGGAUGAUCUCCAACUUCGUCAUAGUCGAGCUCUCGGGUAUCGGCAACGAGGGCGCCGUCUACGGCCUCAUCACCGCCACGCACAACGUGGCUUCUCCGUUCGCCACGACCCUGACGCUGCUGAUUGACCGGCCGUUCAACCUCACCACGGAGCGCAUCCAGAUUGACGACAAGUCCAUCCGAACCGACAUCACGUACUCGGUCAUCAUCAUGUACGCCAUGACGAUCUUCUCGUGGGUCUUCCUGGUGCUGCUGCCCAAGCAGAAGGAGGCGACGCAGGAGCUCGUCCGCAAGGGCGGGUCCAGCAAGAUCAUCGGCGGCAUCACGCUGUUCUACCUCAUGUUCGCGCUCAUCUGGUCCGUCACGACCAACAUCCUGGCCAUCUUCGACAGCACCUCGUGCCUCGUGAUCGCCGGCGGCAACGGAUGUUAA
This is a messenger RNA of Phytophthora sojae, 1713 nucleotides long. RefSeq lists its product as hypothetical. The transcript has a single exon. NCBI's taxonomy places the organism in Eukaryota, Oomycota, Peronosporomycetes, Peronosporales, Peronosporaceae. Bases 1 to 1713 code for a protein of 570 amino acids. The record is from RefSeq and is a predicted model, not a curated record.